CCUGCUGCCCGCCCUGCGCGCCGUUAUUUCCCGGAGCCAGGAGGGCCCGGGGGAGAUGGGCAGGGCCGUGCUCAUCCCCAAGGAGGAGCAGGAGAAGAUGAAGGAGCUGUUCAAGAUCAACCAGUUCAACCUGCUGGCCAGCGACCGCAUCGCGCUGAACCGCAGCCUGCCCGACGUGCGGCUGGACGGGUGCAAGAGCAAGGUGUACCCGGAGGAGCUGCCCAACACCAGCGUGGUGAUCGUGUUCCACAACGAGGCCUGGAGCACGCUGCUCAGGACCAUCCACAGCGUGCUGGAGCGCUCCCCGCCGCGCCUGCUGGCCGAGAUCCUCCUGGUGGACGAUGCCAGCGAGAGAG
Messenger RNA from Serinus canaria (Common canary), 356 nucleotides. Its product is annotated as polypeptide N-acetylgalactosaminyltransferase 13-like. The record is from RefSeq and is a predicted model, not a curated record. Lineage: Eukaryota; Metazoa; Chordata; Aves; Passeriformes; Fringillidae. The transcript is spliced from 3 exons. Gene Ontology annotation, cellular component: Golgi apparatus. The annotation marks the transcript as partial.